UCUCUAACUGGGCCAAAUUGGACUCUAUUCAAAGAUAGCAGCAUGUAGUGAGAGAGUGAUUUUUCUCCACCAAUAGAAGGAAGAGACCUCACGGUUAGCCCAUGAGACCGCCCCUUGAUAACGCAAAAGAGGAUCGAUUCCUUUUUCGAACUGGAAAAAUCUUUACUUUCACGUUGACACUUGAACACCUUUUCUCGUGAAUUUCUUCAUUAAUCACUUCCAUAUCUACAUUGUUGAACUCUCUCUCCACUCCCAAAAUGUCUCUGCAUUGUUGAACUCUCUGUAAAUUUGCUCAUUUUCUCAAUGUCUGCGGCGACCACACUUCCUCUACUCACCGCCGGAUUGUGCCAACCGAGACUCUCUUUUCCGUUCUCUCUCAAUCUCCACCGUCCAUUUCCAAGUUUUUCACGUUCGCACACCUCUCAUGGACUCAAACCGUUACGAGCCUCCGCAAGUGAACCAAUCUCCCAAACAACUUCAACUGUAACAGUUGAAAACGACUCGGUCUCGGACUCGACUGCCUUCGUGAUCAGAGCCAAGAACAGGAUUGGUCUCCUCCAAUUGAUCACUAGGGUUUUCAAAGUCCUAGGGCUUCGAAUCGAGAAGGCCAUUGUGGAAUUCGAAGGUGACUUCUUAGUUAAGAGGUUCUUCGUCACUGAUUCGCAUGGGAAUAAGAUCGAAGAUGGCGAGAAUUUGGAUCGGAUUGAGAAGGCAUUGAUGGAGGCCAUUGGUGGUGGUGGUGGUGGAGAGGCGUCGAUGGCGAUGGCGAGUACGAGAGGGAUCGUGGUGAGGAGAGCUGGAUUGGUGGGGGAUGAUGCUGGAGAUCGGAAGGCGAAGGCGAAGGCUGAGAGGAUGUUUGCGUUGAUGGAUGGAUUUCUGAAGAAUGAUCCAAUUAGUCUUCAGAGGGACAUUCUUGAUCACGUUGAAUACACGGUGGCGAGGUCAAGGUUCAGUUUUGAUGACUUUGAGGCUUAUCAGGCAUUAUCACACAGUGUGAGGGAUCGGCUAAUUGAGAGGUGGCAUGAUACUCAGCAAUACUUUAAGAAGAAAGACCCUAAGCGCCUAUACUUCCUCUCACUUGAGUUUCUAAUGGGUCGUUCCUUAUCAAAUAGCGUUAUAAAUCUUGGCGUCCGGGCCCAAUACGCUGCUGCUCUAAGCCAGCUUGGUUUUGAGUUUGAAGUCUUGGCCGAGCAGGAAGGAGAUGCGGCCCUUGGUAAUGGUGGCUUAGCUCGCCUUUCAGCUUGCCAAAUGGAUUCUUUAGCAACAUUGGACUAUCCAGCAAUGGGUUAUGGGCUACGUUAUCAGUAUGGGUUGUUCCGUCAGAUCAUAUUGGAUGGGUUCCAACAUGAACAACCUGAUUAUUGGUUGAAUUUCGGGAACCCCUGGGAAAUAGAGCGGGUCCAUGUAUCGUAUACAGUGAAGUUCUAUGGGACUGUUGAAGAGCAAAGUUUAAAUGGGGAGAAAUGUAAAAUUUGGGUCCCAGGAGAAACAGUUGAAGCUGUUGCUUACGACAAUCCUAUCCCUGGUUAUGGAACGAGGAAUACCAUCAAUCUCAGAUUGUGGGCUGCUAAACCCAGUAACCAAUAUGAUUUGGAGUCUUUUAAUACUGGAGAUUAUAUAAAUUCUGUUGUUAAUACACAAAAGGCUGAGGCCAUAAGCAAUAUCUUGUAUCCUGACGACCGUUCUUAUCAGGGGAAGGAACUGCGACUAAAGCAGCAGUAUUUCUUUGUUUCAGCAUCAUUACAAGAUAUCAUUCGGAGGUUCAAAGAUGGACAUGAUAACUUUGAUGACUUCCUGGGAAAGGUUGCUCUACAGUUGAAUGAUACUCAUCCAUCUCUUGCUAUACCUGAGGUCAUGAGAGUGCUUGUUGAUGAAGAACAUCUGGGUUGGAAUAGAGCAUGGGACAUUGUGUGCAAACUUUUCUCUUUCACUACUCACACCGUACUGCCUGAAGCACUGGAGAAAAUCCCUGUUGAUCUCAUGGGGAGUCUUCUUCCACGUCAUUUACAAAUUAUAUAUGACAUAAACCUCAACUUUAUGGAAGAGUUGAAAGGGAGGAUUGGACUGGAUUACAGUCGGCUGUCUCAGAUGUCAAUUGUUGAUGAAGGUGCUGUCAAGAGUAUUCGAAUGGCAAACUUGUCAAUGGUUUGUUGUCAUACUGUCAAUGGUGUUUCCGGUGUACAUUCUGAAUUAUUGAAAUCAAGAGUGUUUAAGGAUUUUUAUGAGCUAUGGCCUCAGAAAUUUCAGUACAAGACUAAUGGAGUAACACAGCGUCGCUGGAUUGUGGUGAGCAAUCCUAAUUUAUGUGCUCUUAUCUCAAAAUGGCUUGGAACAGAGGCAUGGAUUCGUAAUGUUGACCUCUUAGCAGGUCUGCAAGAAUUUGCAUCAAAUCCUGAUUUACAACAAGAAUGGAAGAUGGUCAGGAAGGUCAAUAAAAUGAGGCUGGCUGAGUACAUUGAAGCAAUGAGUGGAGUGAAGGUCAGCGUGGAUGCAAUGUUUGAUGUGCAGAUAAAGCGAAUACAUCAGUACAAAAGGCAACUGUUAAAUAUAUUAGGCAUUAUACAUCGAUACGACUGCAUAAAGAAUAUGGAGAAGAGUGACAAGACGAAGGUUGUUCCUCGUGUGUGCAUAGUUGGGGGGAAAGCAGCUCCUGGUUAUGAAAUUGCAAAGAAGAUUAUCAAACUGUGUCAUGCUGUUGCAGAAAAGAUUAACAAUGAUGAUGAUGUUGGAGAUCUCCUAAAAUUGGUUUUCAUCCCUGAUUAUAAUGUUUCUGUUGCUGAAUUGGUAAUUCCAGGGAGUGACCUUUCACAACACAUUAGCACUGCAGGACAUGAGGCAUCUGGAACUGGCAGCAUGAAAUUUUUGAUGAACGGCUGUUUACUAUUAGCUACAGCAGAUGGGUCCACUGUUGAAAUUAUUGAAGAAAUAGGAGCAGAUAACAUGUUUUUAUUUGGUGCAAAAGUGAAUGAGGUUCCAACAUUGCGAGAUAAAGGAGCUGCCCUUAAACCGCCUCUUCAAUUUGCACGUGUUGUAAGGAUGGUUCAGGAUGGCUAUUUUGGCUUCAAAGACUAUUUCAAGUCGUUAUGUGAUACCGUGGAGGAUGGUAGCGAUUUCUAUCUCCUGGGUCAUGAUUUUUCUAGUUAUCUGGAGGCUCAGGCUGCUGCUGACAGAGCAUUUGUUGAUCAAGAAAAGUGGACUAAGAUGAGCAUCCUUAGUACUGCUGGCUCGGGAAGAUUCAGCAGUGAUAGAACAAUCGAAGACUAUGCGGAGAAGACCUGGGGAAUCGAACCAUGCAAAUGCCCUUUCUGACCAGUAGUAAGAAAACAAAAUAGAGCUGCCCAUGCUACCUUAAUCUCUAGCAAUUUUCCGUUUCAGCAAUUCUGUUGACAGUCCCAUGGCUGCGGGAUCUCGCCCUUCAGAUUGAAUUGAAAAAGGUAUGGCUGGCAGUGGUGGCCUUUCCUCCCACCACCAAGGCAACUAACUACUAUGUUGUUUUAAGUAAUUACUCUGAUUGUGUUUGGUCAAUACAGAACUUUUGGUUACUAAUUUUAAUUGCUCUAUUCCUCACUCAAAUACUUAAUGCUAUUCUGUAGUCCGAAGACUUGGUGCCCUUUUGCCAAUAAAAAUAAAUAAAUGAAAUAAAAUAAAAAGAUAUGGUGCCACUUUGCUUCAAAA
Molecule: messenger RNA, 3675 nt
Organism: Camellia sinensis
Lineage: Eukaryota; Viridiplantae; Streptophyta; Magnoliopsida; Ericales; Theaceae
Source: RefSeq, a predicted model, not a curated record